This is a messenger RNA of Paramisgurnus dabryanus, 1256 nucleotides long. Its product is annotated as adenosine receptor A3-like. The record is from RefSeq and is a predicted model, not a curated record. Gene Ontology annotation, cellular component: dendrite; synapse; plasma membrane. NCBI's taxonomy places the organism in Eukaryota, Metazoa, Chordata, Actinopteri, Cypriniformes, Cobitidae. Gene Ontology annotation, molecular function: G protein-coupled adenosine receptor activity. Gene Ontology annotation, biological process: G protein-coupled adenosine receptor signaling pathway.
UUAAUUUUUGCGAAUUCGUAUAACGUGGAGCAUUGUGGCCAGUACAAAACCAGUGUGUUACUGCGUGACCUUUCUCUACUGAGAGAAAAGCACAAAUGGAUGAAGCCAAAGAUCAUAUUGAUGAGCUGCUCCACGUAGCAACAUCCGUCAAAUACUUGCAUGCUCAAAGUCUAGUGUGACCGCGGCUUUACUGAGAGGAUGAUUACUCAUUUGUUUAUAGUUGUUACAAGGACAACCAAAAUUAGGAACGCCUCAUAACAACCUCACUGAAAGAGAUGGGCGAUACUCUGCAACAAAGUCGCACAGUAAGAAAUAUGAAUUUGACAUCCUCCUGACCAUUGUUUGUAGUACAAAGGUAAAUUGCAACAGAACAGUCAUUAACUAAAAAAAAAAGGAACAUGCUUAUGAAACUUCUUCCAGAAAUGUUAUAGGAUACUGACUUAUGAUGUUUAAUGAAGCCAGCAGUAAAUUUCCUCUUAUUUUCAGGUACAGAGGAGCGAUCCAAAAACAGAAACUGUGGGCAGCAGUCACCGUCUGUUGGGUUUCCGCUUCUUUUCUGGGUUUCAUUCCCCUGUUUGGAUGGCACAACAAAGACCCCACAACAAACGGCACCUCAAACUUCACUUGCAAGUUUGUUGCAGUCAUUCCACCGUCGUACCUGGUCAACUUCUUCUUUUUCGUUUGCGUCCUCCCACCCACUGUGGUCAUGUUCGUCCUCUAUUUGUAUAUCUUCUGUACGAUAUCUAAACAACUGAGAAGAGGAAUCGGUCAAGCUGCAGAGUCCACGUCCUUUCUCCAGAAAGAGCAGAGAUUGGCCAGCUCGCUGGCUUUGGUGUUGGCUCUGUUUGUUAUUUGCUGGUUCCCGAUUCACAUAAUGAACACGUUGAAUUAUUUUUACCCGAGUCUAAACAUGCCGCCUCUUGUCUUUCACAUAGGUAUUCUACUUUCUCACGGCAACUCUGCAGUUAACCCAAUAGUGUACGCUUUCAAGGUCCCAAAGAUUAAGACUGCAUAUAAAAACAUCUUGAUGAAGCUCAUAAGCUGGAAGCAAAACACUGAUCAAAACAGCCAGAACUUGGAUAAAACCGCUACCAGCUCCAACAGUAACUUCAGGUAUAAAGUGAAAAAUGCUCAAACACCGGAGGUGGUUUUGACCAUUAGUCAAGAUCUUUAGCAUGGGACGGUUAUGUAAUCUCUAGUAAUAUGCAUACUGUAAAUGUUGAUAUAAAUGAUAUACUGAUAUAUUACUAGAUUUU